Stylophora pistillata is the source of this 2241-nucleotide messenger RNA. Its product is annotated as PHD finger protein 24. NCBI's taxonomy places the organism in Eukaryota, Metazoa, Cnidaria, Anthozoa, Scleractinia, Pocilloporidae. Gene Ontology annotation, molecular function: calcium ion binding. The record is from RefSeq and is a predicted model, not a curated record.
CUUCACCUCGGUGCUUUAUUUUAGUAAAACAAACGAAGUUAACAAAACUCCUAUCAGUCUCUGAGCUACUUAACCUCGGAAUAGUUUACCUUUUCGGGAAUGAAACGGCUAAGGUGAUCCUGCUUUUUAUCACUGGGAAACUUUUGAAAUGGGGAUUAUUGUGUCCAAAGAGAAUCGAAAUCGUACCAAGAAAGUUCAGCAAACUGCAGCUGUCAUGUCAGCUUUGAAGUUAGCGUCUAAAGAGUCUAAAGAAAAAAACAACCCAACCGCCAACCAAGCACAGGCUAGUCAAACAAGUCAGAUUUUGCAAGAAACGAAACAUGAUAAGGUGGGUGAUGAACAUCUAGACUUCGACAGGGAGCACACAGCGAACUUGAAUUAUGAUACGUCUUCUAUUACAUAUGGUCUCCCAGAGUUAGACGGGGCAGACUAUCAUGCUUACAGCAGUGGAACUACAGGAUACUGGGACAAAAGUGACAAGGCUGUUGUCAGUAUUCCUUCCUUUGGAGCUUGGAAACGCAGGGUAGAGAAUGAAGAACUCUGCUCCCUCUGUGGUGUUUAUACAGGUGUUGAAGUCCAUCCUUGCCGCGUCUGUUGUAAAGUAUUUCAUGAGCUCUGCUUAAAGAAGAAGGGUAAACUGUAUGGGAAGACAGAAUUGGAAGCCUUCAGAAAAGCAAAUACGGACAAAGGAUGGAGUUGUCAUGACUGUGAAAGUUUAACAUCUCUAUUAACUGAUGAAGAAAUGCAACAAUUGAUAGAGAAUUUUGAUAGGCUUGUCAAUCAAGACACACAGAUAAAUGAGGAUGAAUAUGUUCGAUACCAAAAAAUCCAGUACAAAGACAUUCACAAGGAACAAAUGCCAAGCUACAUGGAAGAAGAGACACGCAAUGAGUUUAAACAAAUAGACAAGGAUCAUACUGGUACAAUUGACUGGUGGGAAUUCCUUAACCAUGAGGCUCUUAAAAGUAUUGCAAAGAACAGGAGUAAGUUUCAGCUAGUAAGGAUGUUAUCACCCAUUGAGAUACAGAAGGCCAGAGAUAUUUUCCAUGCAUUUGAUAAGGAUGAAGAUGGCUACAUCAAUUCCCAUGAGGUAGCUGUGGGGUUUACCAGAUGGUUUGGCAACUUGAGGGUAUUUGACCACAGCAAUCCGAGAACAGGAGGUGGAAGUAGUUCAUUUGGAAGACCUCUUGAUCCAAAGGAUGUUUCAGGGCACAUUGAUCGCCACUCAAGGAUGUUCAUGGAUGCUGAUACUGAUAAUAACAGACUGGUUUCUUGGGAUGAGUAUUUAAGAGAGCAAGCUCUGUAUAUUUUAGCUGCCAGACCAAAUAUCUAGUUGCUAGUGGUCAACAACAGACUCACACUUAAUCCAGUGAUACAGUCUGUUGCCCAGUCUCCAGUCAGUUCAAACUGCAGUCACUUUUACUUCUGGUCUGCACAUGAAAGAUUCUAUUUUUCUUUUAAUAUAAUGAAAAUCUUUGCAAAAGUUUGAAUUUAAGUUUCCUAGUUUUCAACCAACUACAGUAAUUUAAGACUUUGCCUUCAUUACACAUUCACUUUGUGUUUUCGUUGUUUGGAGAAAAUCAAUAUACCUGCCACUCAAUGCAUUUGCAAUAAUUUGUUUUUUGUUUUAUAUGCACAAAGUGACAUGAUAGCAACUGUACUAUCUAAUGGGUUUUCAUUCCAAGGGGUGAAGGCUGAGGACAACUACGCAUGACACAACUCAUUCAGUUCUUUAAAAUCUAUGAAUUAAAAUACUUUUUGAGCACUGUACCUUUUAGUGAUGGGAAAUAGACAGGGAAAAGUUUAAUUGUCUUUAUAUUAAUUUAUCACUUUUGAAAUUGAAUAACAGCUACAAUCUAGCUAGUACGUGAUAACAGAUUUCCUAAUCACUUUCAUCUUUCAUGAAAAAAAUUGUCACUCCUUGGGUUUCUCCUUUUUGUGCUGUAGCUUAGGAGUCCAACAAAAAGGGCAAAUAUUAGGGGCUUAACUUCUGGACCAAAACAUACACACACAAAAACUGAUUAUGUGAUUGCUGGAAUAUUAAGAAUUUUUUGGAAUAUUUCUUUGUACAUCAAUUAAAAAGCCAGUAACUUUUGGCUGAAGACAGGGGAACACACUAUAAGUUGAAUGACUGGUGUGCAAAGUUACUGUUUUCGAAAACUACACAGUGCCUGAAAAAAACGAAUUUGUAACUUUAUAAGUAAUUUAUUUAUAAUAAAAGGUGGAUGAAUUGUCAUGAUA